GUUGUCUUUUAGCGAGCAAGUGCUGCAAAAUGUCAUUGUUAUUAUUUUUGAACUGAAGGAGUUGGCGCGUUUACUCUGCUAGUCUGUUUUGGUUCAGUUUGUGCACGUUAUAAAGGAAGGUUAGACAGCUGAUUGCUUGGAAAGAGCGCGCAGCACUACAACUCCCGUGCACUUCUGCUAGUUCUUUGUCAUGCGAAAGUAGUGUUGUGCUAUGCCUGAAUACCAGCUGUUCGUCCUUAAACUUGAGUCUUCGAUCUACAUCUAUCACCUAUUAGUCGCUUCAAAGCACGCAACAUGAUGUUAAAUGAUCCAUAGGAUUGGUUGCUGCCAUGCACUUGCCUUGAUCAGCUUGCCCCAAAUUGAGGUUAUUCAGAGUUUAAUGAGUGUCAGAGUGCAAACUUAUUGUCUUUCCUUUGGAGAGGCUGCAGUAUGCAUUCAAUGGAUGAGACAAUGGACACAUCAGAAGUAGCUAGUGUGUCGGAUGAAACAGAUCAUAGAAAUGAAGAAAGGAACACUUCACCAAUAUUGACCCGCCGCAUACAUCAGCGUCACAUGACACCAAGGGUUGUAACUUCUACUGGGUGGAUACAAGCCUUAUCCUCUAGGUCACAACGCCAUGGUACACCUAGAACUGGACCUUCCUCCAGCCGUCACAAUAUUCUUCAAACUGCUGAGACAUUUAAUCAAGAAGAUGCAGUGCCACCACCUGAAGUCACAGAUUCAAUCAUAAUUCAUCGACCAAUGGAAAUACAAGGAAACAUUUCUGAGGUUCAAGCAAUACCUCAAAGUUCUUCUCAUAUCAUUGAGCCCUCAGCCAUUGAAGGAAGUAAUUCUAAUCCCGGAACCUCUAAUAAUGACAACCCAUCUGAACCUGUGUCAGUGGAACAAGAUGAAAGCAACAAUGAGCAAGAAAUAAGAGCAAUUGAAGACCAAGAUGAGCAUCAAGACAGUGGAAGAGAUUCUGUGGAAGAAACAUCACGUGAUGGUUUGGAGGAUCAAGUUGCAGCUGUACCUUCUUCUUCUACAGGAGGUGAUGUUGAAAAUUUACCUCUUGCUCAACGAAUUCAAUCACCAGAACUUAUUCACCUUGAAGGAAGCCCUGAAAGAAAUCAACCCAGAAUAAAUCUUCCAGAGAGGAAUUCUCCUGAAAGGACACUUCCUCAAAGAAUAUCUCCUGAAAGACCCCCUGUGGCCCAAAUCUCUCCAGAAGUGCCUCCAGUUUCAACACCACCUGUUGGGAACUCACCUCGAAGGCAGGAAGCUUCUGAAAGGACUCCUCCUGAGAGAAGCCCUUUGGAGAGAAGUCCACCUUCAAAAAAGGCAAAGGUUGAAGCUGUAGCUGACAGUGAUGAAGAAGAAGAGGGCAAAUUAUGUCCAAUUUGCUUUGAUGCUUGGACAAACUCAGGUGAUCAUCGCCUUGUCUCCCUACGCUGUGGGCAUCUAUUUGGACAGCAUUGCAUCAAACACUGGCUAGAGAUACAUAAAGCAAGUGAUAGGAAAUGUCCUCAGUGUAAAAAGAAAGCAACCGUAAAGGAUAUUAGAGCACUAUAUGCCUCAAAAAUUCGUGUUCUGGAUACUAGUGAACAGGAAGCAUUAAAAGAAACCAUUAAGAAACUUGAAGAAGAAAAAGAGUUGCUUUCUCGUGAGCUUGCUCAUGAAAGAAAACUACACCAAGAUGCUGUUAAGACGCAGCAAGAGCAGCAGCUAAAACUACAACAGCUACAAAACCAAGGAAUUUUUUCCAAUUCUCUUCAAACUUUAGGAGCUACCUCUAAGGUAGUUGCAGCUGUGUCAGCGCAGAUUAAGAUUCAUCAAACGAACAGAGUUGAAGUUUCUCGGGAAGGAGGCUGUCGUGUUUUGGCCUAUAAUGAAUGGAAAAAUGUUUUGGUUGCCAGUCAACAAUCUAUCACCCCUCUGUUCCCUGAUUUUGGCAUCAGAUUGAUUGAUACAGAAGAAUUUCGUCUUCGUCAGUUAAUGCCUAUGCAUACCAAACCAAUUCGUGACCUGUCAUUUAAUCCUCACCGCAAAGAUUUACUAUUGACUGCGUCAUUGGAUAAAACUGCAAAGAUGUUUUGUAUGACAUCAAAUUCUUCUAUUUUGAGCUUCAAUGCAGAGGUCCCUUUGUGGAGCUGCUGUUGGGAUGGUAACAACUCCAAUAUCUUUUUUGCUGGAAGUCAGAAUGGUUUAACAUUUCAGUAUGACAUUCGAAACACUCAUACUGAGGUGAGCCGCAUUGCAACACAAGGUGAUGGCACUCCUGUAAUCUCUCUUGCUGCAAUUCCAGCAGGUUCAUGGUUACCUAAUGGAGGGUUUCUGUCAUGUCGUCUUAAUCGAUUAAGAGUAUAUGAGAGAAGUAGUAAUUCCGAAUUCAGAGCGUAUCCUCUGAACAUUGAUGGCCCAUUUUCAGCCUUAAACUAUGACCACAAAUCAAGUCACAUGCUAGUCUCUACGAGACCAACCUCACAAAAUCCACAUGUACAGCAUCAACUUUAUGAGAUGGGAUUUGCUGGGGCACAGCCACGGGCCAAUAUGGUUCAUUCCUUUGUUGGAAGCACCACACAGCGUGUUUUGUCAAGACCUUGUCAAUUGGAAAUUGAUGGUACUGUGAAAGAUACAUUAAUUUGUGCUCAUCAAGAAAGUGACAGUUAUGUGGCAAUCUGGAGUGUUUCUAGUGGACAGAAAGUUCCUGCCGGACCUCUUCACAGCCCAGAACAUAUAUUAGAUCUCUGCCCCUUGAAGGUCAAUAAUCGCACGUACCUUGCUUCUCUCUCUGAGAAGACAUUAAGAGUAUAUCAGUUCUCAUGAAGUUUCAUUUUAUUCAAUCCUUGAUGAUCUCUUAGACUGCUUAAUGGCACUCAUUGUUUGUUUGAGCGUAGUGACCUUGUGAUAAGCAACUGUAUUAUAUUUGCCAAACACUCGAUUUUUAUGAUAACAUGUUCGUAAGUUUCAAGCCAUGCAGAUGUUGGAUUUUAAAAAAGAACAAAAUUUUAAUGCAUGCUGUCUUUUUUUUCUUUUUUUUUUCUAUCUUUUAAAGGACAUUGUCUUUCAGGGUACUUUUCACAUUGCUUGUAUGACAUAAUUAAGUAUCUAAGCUAAGAAGUUGUUUUACUAUUGGCUGGCCUAAAGUUAUUUAUUUCUAAUCAGUUAAUAAUAGAGGUUCUUAUUAAGUACAAAAAUUGUGAGAAUGUACAAAAAAAUAAUUUUGGAAGUCAGUCAUAUAUUUUCCAUACCAAAUCUUCUAUAUUACUUGUAAUCAAAAACUAAUUUGCAUACAGUUUUAAACUUUGAUAAUUGUGUAGCCACAAAUAGAUAGUUGCUCACCAUUUCAGUGUUCUACAUGUGUAUUGUUAAGUGUCAUGUACCUGCCAUCCCAUUUGAAGUGCUUGUCAGCUGACAUAAGAAUGGAAAGAAACAACUGUACUUCAUGAUCUUAACACAUUUUAGUGUUGCUUAUUUUUGUAAGAGCAGAGCAAUAAACCUUUAUAUGAUUUGAACAA
Molecule: messenger RNA, 3497 nt
Organism: Frankliniella occidentalis (western flower thrips)
Lineage: Eukaryota; Metazoa; Arthropoda; Insecta; Thysanoptera; Thripidae
Product: E3 ubiquitin-protein ligase RFWD3
Exons: 10
Coding region: 430-2805 (791 amino acids)
Biological process (GO): protein ubiquitination; interstrand cross-link repair
Cellular component (GO): nucleus
Molecular function (GO): ubiquitin protein ligase activity; protein binding
Source: RefSeq, a predicted model, not a curated record